Molecule: messenger RNA, 1047 nt
Organism: Hirsutella rhossiliensis
Lineage: Eukaryota; Fungi; Ascomycota; Sordariomycetes; Hypocreales; Ophiocordycipitaceae
Product: eukaryotic integral membrane protein
Exons: 3
Coding region: 1-1047 (348 amino acids)
Biological process (GO): retrograde vesicle-mediated transport, Golgi to endoplasmic reticulum
Cellular component (GO): Golgi apparatus; membrane
Source: RefSeq, a predicted model, not a curated record
AUGCCUCCGCGAAUAAACGUCCCGCCCGUCACCCGCAUCCUCCUCAUCGCCCUCGUCUUCCAGUCCGUCCUCAGCGCCGCCAUCCGCUACCGACAGUGGACCGGCCACGCCGACAUCCUCAUCCCCUACCUGACGCUGAUCCCCCAGCUCUCCCUCGCCUACCCCUGGACCCUGUUCACGACGACACUCAUCGAGGGCAACGUCUUCACCUUGGCCAUUGCCGCCGUCACGCUCUACCAUGGCGGCAGGUAUCUCGAGAGGGCGUGGUCGUCGGCCGAGCUGGCAAAGUUUCUGGUCCUCGUCUCCCUGGUACCCAAUCUCCUGACGUUUUGCGUCAUGCUCCUCUUCUUUACCUUGACGCGCAACGAGAGCUGGACUCUGGCCACCAUCUCGGGUACCGUCUCCCUUCAAGUCUCCUUCCUCGUCGCCUUUAGCCAGCUCGUCCCGGCCCAUACCGUCACGCUUUUCCGCGGCAUUCUCUCCUUGAGGGUCCCACGCUUCCCGCUGCUCUACAUCGGCAUCGUGACCGUCUUGUCCCUGACUCCCUUGCUGUCGAGGGCUGCUUUCUGGCUCGCCUUGUUCGGCUUCCUCACGAGCUGGACCUAUCUACGAUUCUACAAGUCCGUCUUCCCCGAUCUCGACUCGUCGCAGCCCGCGUCGCUGCGCGGCGACGCCAGCGAGACGUUUGCAUUCGCCGAGUUCUUCCCCGGCCCAGUCAAGCCCGUCGUGGCCGCUUUCGCCGACCAGAUUUUCGAUGUCCUGGUCGCCAUGCAUCUCUGCACACCGUUCUCGCAGGCCGAUAUGUCGGCGGCUCGCGGCGAUAGGUUCUCGCAGCGGAGCACGCCGGGAAGCGCUCGCGCAGAGGCUGAGAGGAGGAGGGCAAUCGCACUCAAGGCGCUCGACCAAAGGCUUAGCGCCGCCACGGCCGGCGCCACGUCUAGUUCACCCCCGCAACCCCCUGCUCGGCCGACCGGGCCAACGCCUGAAACCGUGCUUGGAGAGACCAAAUUUGGGCCGGACCACGAGAAGCAGGCGGGCAAGAGCUAA